This is a messenger RNA of Lactuca sativa (garden lettuce), 1223 nucleotides long. Its product is annotated as protein Dr1 homolog. Gene Ontology annotation, molecular function: protein heterodimerization activity. NCBI's taxonomy places the organism in Eukaryota, Viridiplantae, Streptophyta, Magnoliopsida, Asterales, Asteraceae. The record is from RefSeq and is a predicted model, not a curated record.
CACUCCAAAUACGUUAAAUCAAAACUAUAAAACCCCAACUCCAAUGAAUCCUAUCACCACAUUCCCCACUCUCAACCCCACUCACGCGCCACAUUUCACCUCACACACACCAUGUGGGCCCCACAGCAUCAACACGCCACCGCCUGAUACGCGCGUGGAGAAUCAUUCCCUCACGCGCCCUGGAGAAUUUUGUUUGCCCUAGUCGCCUGCGAACUCUCCCCUCUCUCUAUAUCGGGCAUCAUCAUGCUUCAUCGUUUCCGCCUCCGAUCCCCGUUCUUCGAUUCGCAUUCGAUUGCUGCUAUCGUUCGAUCCGGAUUACGAGGUUCUCUUGAUUGGCGCUUUUGAUCUUCCCGAGUCAAAGAUGGAACCCAUGGAUAUUGUUGGAAAGGCGAAAGAGGAUGCUUCGCUCCCGAAAGUGUUGUUUAUGCCUAAAAUCGUAUUCAUGUCCUCUGCUUUAUUGAUAUCCAUUGUGGGCUUGGCCCACUGAGCCACCCAAGUUUUGUAAGCUACAAUGACUAAAAUUAUUAAGGAAAUGUUGCCUCCAGAUGUACGUGUUGCAAGAGAUACUCAAGAUCUUUUAAUUGAGUGCUGUGUAGAAUUUAUUAAUCUGAUUUCAUCCGAAUCAAAUGAAGUUUGUAGCAGAGAAGAUAAAAGAACAAUUGCACCAGAGCAUGUUCUCAAAGCACUAGAGGUUCUUGGUUUUGGGGAUUACAUAGAAGAAGUUUAUGCCGCAUAUGAACAACACAAACUCGAGACAGUGGAUACAGUACGAGGUGGAAAGUGCACAAAUGGAGCUGAGAUGACUGAAGAAGAAGCAUUAGCAGAACAACAGAGGAUGUUUGCAGAGGCACGUGCUAGAAUGAAUGGUGUUGGUGUUGCUGCAAACGCUCCUCCUAAACAGACUGAAGCUGAGCCAAGUUUAAACAGCUAACUUAGAUCACCUCUAAAAUUAUUCUAGUAGCUUCUUCAGCUUCUUCUCUUCUUCUCUAAUCUAUCUAUCGUAUGUACAAAGUCCCUUUGGCUUAUUAGUUGCCUGUUACCUCUUUCAAUGUUAGUGUAAUUUGUACCUCUUUCUCUCCCUAUUCAUGUCUAUAUGCUUGCUGAUCAUUUAGUCAAAGUCAUAGCUGUCUCUUAUUUGUUAGCCAAUCUGCAGCUGAAUGGUUUCUUACUUUAUUAUUGUUGAAAAGGGAAAUUAAAUACAAGGUUGCUUACAUUAUUUUCAA